GGCCUGGUCCGCUUAACCGACCCGAACCCCGGCGCAUCCCUCAGCCAGCCACUGUUUUCCCCUUCCUCUCGGCUCCAUCCAGCCUCGGAUCCCCAACCGCAAGAACAGCAAGAAUCGGCGGCGGCGAUGGUGUGCGCUAAGUGCGAGAAGAAGCUCGGGAAGGUGAUCGUGCCUGACAAGUGGAAGGAGGGCGCCAGCAACACCAACGAGAGCGGCGGCCGCAAGAUCAACGAGAACAAGCUCCUCUCCAAGAAGAACAGGUGGACUCCAUAUGGAAACACCAAAUGUAUAAUCUGCAAGCAACAGGUGCACCAGGACGCAAAAUAUUGCCACACCUGUGCUUACUCAAAAGGAGUGUGCGCAAUGUGUGGGAAGCAAGUGUUGGACACGAAGCUCUACAAGCAAAGCAACGUGUGAUCAUAUAGCUGUACUAUAUUGCUAAUAACUUGUAUGAAAACUUGUACUCGCAAUGCAAUCGAGCUGUCGACAAUAGUUGUGUGUUAACAAAGUAUGUACUUGACUAACAAUUCUGGAACAUAAAAUGUUUCCAAAAUCAAAGCUCCAGUGACUUUAUAUGAGCGAGUUUGUGUGUUGCAUCACAGAGAAUCUGUUGUGGCUAUUGUAACUAAAACUGACACAUUUUGAUCUGUUGUGGCUAUUGUAACUAAAACUGACA
Sorghum bicolor (sorghum) is the source of this 676-nucleotide messenger RNA. RefSeq names its product cysteine-rich PDZ-binding protein. Gene Ontology annotation, biological process: cytoplasmic microtubule organization. The record is from RefSeq and is a predicted model, not a curated record. Gene Ontology annotation, molecular function: microtubule binding. The transcript is spliced from 4 exons. The coding region runs from base 127 to 417 and encodes 96 amino acids. NCBI's taxonomy places the organism in Eukaryota, Viridiplantae, Streptophyta, Magnoliopsida, Poales, Poaceae.